AGCCGUACCGGCUUCGGGUCUGCGACCUUCUUAAUUUGUUUGCUUCACCUUGUCGGCCUCGCGCUGCGCGAAUGCCUGCGUCCACGAAGAAAGCCGUGAAGACCAAGACUGACAACUGCAGGGAUCGCAAACGGGCAGCCUCUAUCCAAAACUGGCUCAAGAAACCGUGGGUCAAGCAGUACCUCCAGAAGGCGGCCAAAGUGCACUUGAAAAAAUACCACGACACCGUGGGAGCCUUGAGGAAGAGGCAGACGGAGCUCCACAAGGAAGUGAAGGAGAAAAAGAAGGAGAACUUCCACUUGCGCCGUGAUGUGUUCGUCCACACGCGCGCGGCCGAGAACGCCCGCAAGAACCUGGGCACCGCGAAGGACAAGAACGAGGGCUUGCGCAAGCAGCUGCGGGAGACUCAGGAGGAGCGAGGCGACUGGAAGCAGAAAGCACGCACAGCCCGACGGGAGGGCGAGGCGGCCGCUUGGGACGAGGCGGAGCCGGAGAACGAGAGCUUGCGGGCUAGCCUCAAGAAGGCGCAGGCGAAGUGCCGCGGCCUCUCCACGGAGAAGAACCGCUUCCUCCAGAACGCUUCCAAGGCGCAGCAGGCGAACUACUACGAGCUCGUGAGGCGGCCGAGAGGCCCCAGGGCGAGCGACCGGGACGGGUGCUUUGGCGCCCAGUAGCCUGCUGCCUCUGCAAACGGCGAAUUCGGCCACCGGCCUUGCAUGUGCAAGCCUAAAAAAACGACAAGCAAGGCGG
Molecule: messenger RNA, 750 nt
Organism: Prorocentrum cordatum
Lineage: Eukaryota; Dinophyceae; Prorocentrales; Prorocentraceae
Source: the annotation of a GenBank genome assembly